CACCACACCACCGCCCGCCGAAUAUUCCAAGCUUGCGACCGGCGGCGGCGGCGGCGAGGAGGCGGAGGAAGGGCAGGAGCAGGCCCUCAACCCUAAUUCUGCUCCCAUCGAUUCGGCGAGAGAGGCAACGGAUUUGCUAUGGCUAGAUCAGAUGAGGCGUUUCAGGCAGAGGCGAGAGCCACCGUGUUCUUUGGUGUUGUAACAUCUAAAUCCGAGCCACUCACGUUUGAUGAUUCCCUCAGAUUUGUCAGGAAAGUGAAGGCCCGUGAUCACAUGUUAUACCUGUCAUUGUUCGACAUUCUCGGCAGAAUGGACUUGUCCCAGCUGGAGGCCUACCGAGCGUUGCAGCUGCUGUUCCGAGAUCACCCUGACCUGUGCGAAGAGCUGGAGAAGUUCAGACCCCCCAUGCCCGCGAAACAGGCGCCGAACAAUAUCUGGCCAUGGGUCUUCGUGUGUGCUGUCCCUCUGGUUGCAGUGAGCCUGAUCCCGGCGCUGGGGAACCCGGUGCUGUGGUUUGUCCAGCAGACGCUCGGCGAGAAAAUGAAGGCGGCGGCGUGAUUCGAGCCGGCACUCAGUAAAUGUUGUAGCUCCUCGGCUGUUCGCGUUUAUCCCAUGAUUCAAUAAUGUAACUAAACAGAUACAUCCUCUAGUUUAUGUGGUGUAUAUAUAGUUUUAGAGCAACAUCCUGGAAGAACGAAAAUUGGUGGUAUGGGCCGUGAGGUAGGCAUUGGAAAGAAUUUUUUAGUGAGAAACUUGCAGAUUUGUGCAAAACGAUUAUGCACUGGAACGUGCUGUCAAGAACUGGAUCGAACUUCCCUGGCAUCCCAUUUACAUGCCGGGACAAUACUUCAUAUCAGAGUUGAACUUUCUGUA
This is a messenger RNA of Lolium rigidum, 873 nucleotides long. RefSeq lists its product as uncharacterized. The record is from RefSeq and is a predicted model, not a curated record. Gene Ontology annotation, biological process: regulation of DNA-templated transcription. The transcript has 4 exons. Lineage: Eukaryota; Viridiplantae; Streptophyta; Magnoliopsida; Poales; Poaceae. Bases 139 to 558 code for a protein of 139 amino acids.